This is a messenger RNA of Spirometra erinaceieuropaei, 9009 nucleotides long. The record is from the annotation of a GenBank genome assembly. Lineage: Eukaryota; Metazoa; Platyhelminthes; Cestoda; Diphyllobothriidea; Diphyllobothriidae.
AUGUUUAAUGCUGCCCUGCUAACUGGGAUCCGAUAUGACGAUGACGAUGCUGCUGCUGCUGCUGCUGCUGCUGAUGAUGAUGAUGAUGAUGAUGAUGAUGAUGAUGAUGAUGAUGAUGAUGAUGAUGAUGAUGAUGAUGAUGAUGAUGAUGAUGAUGAUGAUGAUGAUGAUGAUGAUGAUGAUGAUGAUGAUGAUGAUGAUGAUGAUGAUGAUGAUAGUUCGACCGUCGGCGCCGACAAUGUCCAACGUUUGUUCCACAGCAGGGUGGGUGCAGGAACGAUGACUUUCGCAGGAAUUAGUUUAUACUGAUGUAGACUUGUUCAGCGCCUACAGCUCUCUCUCCCCUCUCCUCUGACCUACACCCGAUGUCAUGGCAGAGAGAUUAGAAGACCAAAAGUAGGAGAGGGUGGAGGUGGCUGACGCAGCGGCAACCCGCAUCUAAGCGUGUCCCCACGCCGAUUCGGAUGCAAUUGAUCGAGAGUGACAAAAGGCCACAGUAAGAAGGCACCAUCGUAGUCUGACCCUCAACUCACUAAUCAACGACUCUAUACAGACACACGGAGCUAACUGUGAAGUCUGAGUUGGAUCAGCAGUUGGCAACCUUCCAAGCACACUGUUAUAGGCUCAAGCGUGUCAUAGUGAGGAAGACGCGCUGAGAGUCGAACUCACUCUCUCUCUGCCAUUCUCACUGCGUCAGGUUAACCACCUGAUGCUGGGAUUGAGAGAGGUGGCUGACAGAGCCGAAAACAGCCCGUCUGCGCGUGCCACGCACACGAUUUGGUCAACUCAUAGCGACAGGAUUCCACACAAAGGGGGUAGACUGCUCGGAGCUCACAUGUACAGUGCGUGACUGAUCUAAUUAAAUGUUGGCCGAAAUUCUGAAAUUCGUUUUUAAUUAGAAAGGAUUACUUGGGAGGAGUUGUAAUAUUGAUGAACAGAAUAGCAUUACCGACAAACACACGGGAGACUGGAAUGACAAUUUCUGGUGGGGUUGUAAUAUUGAUUAGCAUAAUGGCAUUACCGACAAAGACAAGGGAGACUGAAGUGGUCAUUUCUGGCUUAUUAGCCGUCUUCAGCCAGUCAUUCCCAACCCCGAAGUGUGGAACACCUGGAGCUCGAACUGUCGACCUGUUAGUUAGAAGUCCACGCCUCUAACCGCUGGGCCACGAGCCCAGUGGCGUUGACUUCCAUCGAUUAGCAUGCGGCAUAAUCCUAUAACAUUUCGGACUCCCCAGGAUGUCGGCUUUUGGAUUCACUCCUUCUUGACCUCCUGCAGAAACCGUACCCGGUAAAAAGGUGGCUAUUUUCGUAGCAUGUACUUUCCGCAUUGAUUUUCGAUGGUCCUAUAAAUUCAAAUGUAUCUUGCAGAAAUCGUGCACGAAAAUAAGCUUUCUUUUAAUCAUUUGGUAGAAAACGACAUUGUCUUAGCACUUUAUGAACGAAGAAAGUGUAUAUUUAGGUUUUAAAAAGAAUCCCAAUUCCCGAAUAUUUUUGAGACUGAGCUGACAUUGCAUUAGUGUUCAGCGAUUUCAGUCUACAAGGUGCAUGCUUUCGACGUAGGGAAAAUCAUAUAUUCCUCUACGCCUUUAAGAAGAUACGACAAAAGUUCACAAUGAAUCCGAACUGUGUUGUACAUUUAAUGAGGAGCAGUGGUAAACGGACAUGUGCGGUCCUGUAUGCAUGGACAUCGCAUGGUCUUAAAAAUCUCAUAAUUAGAAACCUUUUUAAAACCUAAAUGUACACUUCAUUCGUGCAUAAAGUGCAAAGACAAUGUUAUUUUCUACCAAAUGAGUAAAAGAAAGCUUAUUUUCGUGCACGAUUUCUAUAAAAUAUAUUUGAAUUUACAAGACCAUCGAAAAUCAAUACGAAAGUAGUCACUUUUUUUACCGGGUACGGUUUCUGCAGGAGGUCAAGGAGUGAAUCCAAAAGCCGACAUUCUGGCGAGUCCGGAAAGCUAUAGGAUUAUGCCGCAUGCUAAUCAAUAUUACAACAGCUUUAGUACAGCCAACGCUCUAACCACUUGAGCUACGAGGCCCCGCCGGACGACGCGAGUUUGAUCACAUGUGGGUCAAGUUACCCGCCCAACCUACUGCAACGUCUGGAAUCCACCACAGUUGGGUCAUUAUGAAUUAUUCAAAAUCUGCCAAAACAUCUAUGAAUUACGUAAGCUUGGUAGUCAUCGGAUGGAUUCUAGGUGAAUUACUUAGGAAAUCCUGCUUGGGCAGUCAACUUACUGUAUCAGAUUUGGUGGAUUCCAGACGUUGCAGUAGGUUGGGUGGGUAGCUUGACCCAAGUGUGAUUAAACUCGCGUCGUCCAGCGGGGCCUCGUAGCUCACGUGGUUAGAGCGUUGGCUAUACAAAAGUCAUCCCCUUACUGCGUGGUUUCGAAUCCCACCUAGGCGCCGAGUUUUUCACAGUUAGGCCACUAUGAGUAUAUGUAUUUGCAUAUAUUGAUGUCGGGGAUCUGGUUUUUAUUUAUCAGUGUUAAUACCGACCUGUAAAGAAGGGUAAUGGUGCAAAAGGUCUUUGCAGCGAAGCUCAGGGCGAGGCCGCAUCGUCCCGUCUACUGUACUCAGAAGCGGCUCCUCAAUCGCCUCCUUGACCCUCUCGAUACCCGGGUCUCAGUUUCACUGAAUGAGACAAGGGCCGCUUAAUUCGGCAGGCUCGACAACUCGUUAGACCUCACAAACGUCCCCUUAGCACUACAGAAGUAGCUUGUGGGGAGUGGUGGUGCACUGACUCAACGCAUCACGAAUGUUCGCCGGGUUCAUUACGGCCGUUCGGCGUCAGACCUCCGAGCUAAUUUGGGUUGGCUGCCGCGUCCACCCUGCAUGCCGGGUCUACCUGCUUGCUAAGUUGGGGACCCCCCACGCCGUCGCCAGACAGCGCCGAGUAGGGCGAGAGGACAUCCCAGGUCGACGAGUGGGGAGGGGGGGGGGUGAGGUUGAAAAAGCCGAUUGUGUCCGUGAUCUAGGACAGACACUGUAGUCUGCACUGUGGAGCCUAGUCUUACAGGGAAAUUGUUUGUUCAGAACAAACACUUACCGGUGCACGAGAUCCUGUCCAGUAAAACAGGGAGAUAAUGCUGCACACUCGCAUCAGCUUCUCUAAAGCCCCGACUAAUUAGGGAACGGGUUUAAAAUGAAUACAGUUGUAGCACGUGCAGGCACGAAAUGAGACGCAACGUCCUGUUUCAAACGUUUUCUUUUCGAAUACUUUGUCCUAGAGUGGUAGGGGUCGUGGUCAUGCAAACACUAACGGACACAAUUUACCAUUGGGCAGCCACGAUCCUCAGCGGCAGAUAAGCUAAACAAUAUACGAACUCUGAAUAAGUCGCAAUUGUUUUUGGCUGCGGAAUAUGAAAACGGAUACAGCCGGGAAGAAAAUUCUCAGAAAGCUGUGCCAUUUCCACACUACCUCCGUUGGUAUUAGUUGGUGGAAAGUCUCAGACAGUCGAUUGGUGCAUGGAAGAGGGAAGGAAGCUAGACUGAUAACGCUGAAUUCAUUCCUAAUGCAUGUUAGUGCAUUCGUCACAGUAGCAAAUCUGAUGCGUUUGAAUCUACCGCGACGCACUAUGAGUCGUGGCUAGGAAGGUUUCCAGUCAACGAUCGGGUGAAGGACCCCAAACAUACACGACCAGCCAAAAUUGCCUGUCUUAAGGGAAAGAUGGUAAUCGGGGUUUUACAGGCGGGAAUUAUGUGCGGAAUGGCAAAAUAAGUAUAGAUAAUUGGUAAAUUCGUUUUUCGGGCGGAAAGGUUUUGAUGCAGCGACAUAAAGCAACCGAAAUUAGGCUGGACAAUUAGAGAAAUAAACUUUAAGUGUUUAAAACGAUCGUUUCUCAACUCUCUGAGCUGAGGUCGUUGUAGAUAAUGCACCAGACCGUCUACAACAGACGACCCAAACUUGUACGAUGAAACACCAAACCGAAAUAAUUGUGUCGGAGUAAAACCCACCUAAAUACGUAUAGUAUGUCACAGAUGCUUGGGGGCCUUCACCGAUCCUUACGGGUUUCCAAAUGACGAGAGAACUUGGUUCUUACGGGAGUAUUUUGGAGUGACUGGAUGACUGACAUUUAGACUGCGGCAUCUUCCUCUCAUUGUGACCUUUAUUGGUACCUCCUCUCAUGUACCAUCCGGGUAGACCUCACAGAAUUCUGGUGCGUGAUGUGGGGACAAAGUCGUGUGUGGCACGCGUAGACAGGCUGUUGGACUUUAUCAUCCAUUACGCCUGCGCCCACCUCCGGUCGUCUUGACAAUGUCUCGUCACCGGACCCUGGCAGGUGAGGCAGGAGGGAGUGCAGCAGCAGCUACGCAAGUCACCGGUGCUAUGCCCACCCCAUGCAAUACGCUUUGCUUGCGACCACCGAACUGCCACUCAUUUAGUUCCUUCAGCAUCAAGAAGAACCGAAAGUAGGGACUAUAUGGAUUCGUCCGCAUAGGAUCUCCGAAGGCUCACCUACCUCGCUCAUGUGCUGACAUCAUACCGUAAGCAGAGUGGCAUUACCGACAAAGACAAGGGAGACUGGAACGGCCAUUUCUGGCUUAUUAGCCGUCGUCAGCCAGUCAUACCUAACCCCGAAGUGUGGAACACCCGAGGCUCGAACUCGCGACCUGUUAGUUAGAAGUCCAACGUCUCUGGCCACUGCCUAUGUAUCAUGCACCGAUGUGCGGCUGCCGGUUGGGCUCGAGAGAGAGGGCCCGUAAGGCACAACAGAACGAGUGAGUUCCGUAAGAUCGAUCGGUGAGCGCCCCCUACCAAUGUCAUACCGUAAGUUGUAUACUUUUAUUUCCUCAGUAGUAUCGCCGAGUGUUCGCCUCCGUGUAGAUGCGAUAAUUUCCUAAACAGUGUCUUUAAGUGCGCUAGUAGGCACACAUAACGCAGAUGGAAAAAUUUGGCACAUGAAGCAGCAUGGCGUCUGCUUUGUGUGAUGACUGACUCCCUCGUGCAGAACGCAUGCUGCCUGUACACGACCUACACUCACAAACAAAAGCUAAAAAUCAUUCUGCCCCUCAACGUCAGUGAGUGCUGUUAUGCUGGCAAACCAGUCCACUCGAGGUUCGGUCUUGACAAAAGACUUUUUUACAGUAGAACAAUCGUUAAACCAUCCGUGCCGGCGACUUCCUCGAAGUCAGUCAAAACAGGUGUCGAGCAUUAAAACCGCGAUAGAAAAUGUGUUCCGCCAUCGUCGUCUAAUAUCAUUAAAACACAAAAUCCCCCAGAGAGCGAUAAAUCAACAAAAAAUACGAACGAUAUCGCCAGAGCGCAAUGUCUGGUUAUUCCUGAAUCAAACGCCAACACACCUAAACAGCGGGUUUGGAAGAUGUAAGUCUCUUCCAAGGCCUGCUCUAUAUUAUCUUGGAACCCACUGAGGCAAUUAAAGUGCUCAAAGUAUCCCGUCUUGGAAAACGGGCAAACAAUCAGCCAGCGCCAAAACACGCCCCAGGUUGUGCUGGGCUGUAAGGAACAAGCCGGAUUGAUCCUUUUUUGACGCUUGAGAAUAAAAGGUACCAAACCCGACGUCUUUUCAACCGGAUUACUCGCCAGCAGAGAGGCUGAAACGUUGUCUUCUAGUUCUAGAGUUGAGGAAGAGACUCAACGAAGGGGGACGGAAUUUGGUUAUCUACAACAACCAAGCAAGACAGAGCCCAACAUUCUUUCUUUGGACGGGCCCAAUCUGGAUGACCGCGCAGCUGACAUAGUAGGCGAAAGUCCUAGACGCAUCGAGACCACUUCUCCGACGGCCAUAAACCGCAAACUGAAAUUCCUACAGUGCGUUACCUACCUCAUGAAAUAUUGGCUGAAAUUCUGAAAUGCGUUUUCGAUUAGGAAGGAUUACUUGGUCGCGGUUGUGAUACUGAUUAUCCUAAGGCAUACUCUUAUAACAUUUUAGACUCGUCAGGAUGUCGGCUUUUAAAUGCACUUCUUUUCGAUCUCCUUUAGAAAGCGUGCUCGGUAAAAAAUGACUACUUAUGUGGCAUGAAUUUUUCCCAUUGAUUUUCGAUGGUCUUGGAAAUUCAAAUAUAUUUUAUAGAAACCAUAAACAAAAGCUGCUUUCUUCUAAUCAAUCAAUAGAGAAUCACAUUUUCUUUAUAUUUUAUACUUAAGGAAGGAAUAUAAUUAGGUUUUAAAAAAGUUUCUAAUUAUGAGACUUUUUAAGACCACGAUGUGUCCAUUCACAUAGCAUCGUACCUGGCCGUUUACCACUGCUCCUCAUGAAAUGUACAACAUGGUCCGCAUCCAUUGCAAAAUUUUAUGGACUUUGUAUGAUAUCUCUUUAAUGACAUAGAAAAAUAUGGAAUUUUCUUUAUGCGGAACGCAUGCACCUUGUAGACUGAAAUCACUAAGCGCUAAUGCGACGAAUGAUCAGGCUCCAAAUUUUUCGGCAAUUAGAAAACUUUUUUAAAACCUAAUUAUACUCCUUCCUUAAGUAUAAAAUAUAAAGAAGAUGUGAUUCUCUUUUGAUUGACUAAAAGAAAAAAUAUUUUUGUUUGUGGUUUCUAUAAAAUAUAUUUGAAUUUCCACGACCAUCGAAAAUCAAUGGGAAAAAUGCAUGCUACUUAAGUAGUCAUCUUUUACCGAGCACGCUUUCUACAGGAGAUUGAAAAGAAGUGCAUUUAAAAGCCGACAUCCUGCCGAGUCCAAAAUGUUAUAAGAGUAUGCCUUAAGAUAAUCAGUAUCACAACCGCGACCAAGUAAUCCUUCCUAAUCGAAAACACAUUUCAGAAUUUCAGCCGACAUUUCAUGAGAUAGGUCACGCACUGUAUAUACAAAUGUGCACUAGCCUCUUACAGAAAGUCGACGAACUAAAGAUCCAUUUAUCUGAUCUAUCCCCAUACGCAAUCUCACUUACAGAAACUUGGUUGAGUCAACAGGUGGAAAACCGUGAGUUAACUAUACCAGAAUACCAGCUGUUUAAAAGAGACAGGCCAGGACGUCAGGGCGAAGGCGUACUCACGUAUGUAAAAACGAAACACUAGAAACUGAUGGGCGAUCAAACAGCAAUUCCGCUUUCACUCAUCUCCCCCCCCCCCCUUCGUGGGGUAGUCGGAGUAGUGAGCCGUUCCAGUUAUGCUUACAGUCUGGGGUUUGAAAAGAUAAUACAGAUCUGACUGUCGGGACGAAACCUCGCCGAUGUUACGCCGAGCCAGGAAUUUCUAUCUAACGUCUCAUUACACUAACCAAGGCUCCGGUUGUGGUCCUGAACAUACUCGCAGCUGGGGGGGGGGGGGGGAAGAGUGAAACAGAUCUCGACAGUCCCCAGACCGUGAACGUCCCCAUUGCCGUAAUUCCGUUCCCGAACGACAAGUCUUUAAGGUGUACAUGCAUGAGGCUGUUGUUCGACAGACAAUCUGGUACUACUAUGGUUAGCUUGAUAGACUCGAUGACAGAAAAGUGGCCAGGGAGGCAUCUGAAACGGGUACUCACAUGACGCUUCCGUAGGGCUGAAGCCUCGCUAGUUGAAACUUUGACGUAACACAAGUCCUUCCUGGUCUGGUUUAAAACGGCGAGCUAAUAGCCCAGAAGCAACUGUCGGUCGAAGUUCCGGGUCAUGUACGCCAAUGAUGAUGAUGACUUUCGGCCGAUAAACACCCUCCCCGCAGUUUCGAAGAUAUUAGAGACAUUGAUCAAAGAUAAAAUGAUGCGUCACUUAACAGCGAAUAACUUACUGAGUGCAGCUCAGCAUGGAUUCCUCAAAGCUCGAUCUUGUGACACCUGUCAGCUCUCUUUCUUUGACUAUGUUCUCCAAUCUAGGGACAAUGGUUUUGCACUUUACACUGUAUAUUUCGAUUUCACUAAGGCUUUUGAUCGUGUUGACCAUGCUCAUCUUCUCUUGAAACUGUCCUCUUUCGGAAUAGGUGGCAAACUUUUGAAUUUUAUAUCCUCUUACCUGGGCACUCGUACACAACGAGUUAAGAUUUCCAAUACUAUCUCCAACCCCACACGUGUGAGGAGUGGAGUCAUUCAGGGAAGUGUACUCGGCCACUUCUAUUUUGCUUUUUCGUUAAUGAUGUACCCGAUUUAUUUCAGAAUGGUAAGCCUUUCAUGUAUGCCAAUGAUCUUAAAGUUGCAUAUCUAUAUAAGCCGGCAGAUCGUGACAUCGUGCUUGAGCUCCUAAAGAGCGAUCUACAGGCUUUCGCCCAGUGGUGCCGCACAUGGCGCCUUUCUCUUUCUUGGCAUAAGUGCUCAGUCAUGGUGGUUCGCGACGACCACCAACCUCAACUAAAUAUUGAAGGUCACUCCAUAAAUGUGCCCAGGGUUAUAAAGGAUCUGGGCAUAUCAUACUCCAAGAGUCUCAAUCUUUCGGAGCACUGUGCCUUGAUAGUCUCCAAAGCACGCAGAACGACCGGGUUUAUCCUCCGAAACUUUAAAACUAGGGAUAUCAGAAUGCGCCUUUACAACAUGUACGUUAGACCUGGUCUGGAAUACUGUUCGUUUUUAUUUAGCCUCGUGCGUGCUACUGAGCGGAAGAAAAUAGAAUCCGUUCAACACUUUUUUUACCAAGAGAAUUUUAGCCGCGGAACACCGACAUGUGUCUUACCAAGAACGUUGCCGGCUUACGGGCCUCGAUCCUUUAUGGUUCCGUAGAUUACAAAAGGGACUAUUUUUUGCUAUUUAAACUCUUAUAUAAUCACACAUUUAACCCACUCACUUCUUUAAGACAUCAUAUCCAUCCACGACGUAACAGUCACUGCGAGGUCUUCUUAUUUCUGCCUCUGGCACGUACUGUUAAAUAUCGUCGGUUCUAUUCUGUAAAUGCAAUUGCUAUUUGGAAUAAACUACCAAUGAGUGUGAAAACUCUGCAAAAUUAUCCUUUAUUUAAGAGAACUAUUACUCGAUUUUUGCAUUCAGAAAAGCUUCCUCAAAUUUUGGGUUCUGAAUCCACUGAUCGACUCUACCGUAGCAAUGGCGUUUGUGGUCUCUGAACACUAUGGCCGGUCUCACCAGCUGUUCCUCAACGCCUCUACUUUGACUAUCCCCAACUUCAUGAAAGGGAUUGACGUCCGAUGA